GACCUGAGUGUCUGAUCCCAGAUUACCCCAACCCCUCCUAUUCCCCCAGUCAUUACCCAAACACCAGCAGCAUCUACGCUCAGCCAGGACGGUCUGAUACAGACACCAAGUGAUCAAGAAAACAAGGAGAAAAGGGGGACAAAAAAAAGAGGAGCUGGGUCCAAAAUCAGGAAUUGCAGCGGAUUUGUCUCUGCCCAUAAUGACUGUUUACAGUACUGGGAUUCCCAAGUAAUCUGCGUGUCAGAGGCUUGGGGAAGUGUAUUCUACCAGGAGUCCAGCUGUUUCUCAGAUGCAAUGCAGUCCUUCCGGGAGCAAAGCAAUUAUCAUGGCAGUCAGCAGACAUAUCCCCCUGAAGCUCACGGAUCAUCGAGAUUGGAAGAAUAUAGCCCACGACAGCAAGCUCAGAUUUUCCAGAGUAGCUUUGGAGGACGACGAGGAGGAGCAGGGACUCCUGUGGCAAUCCCACCUGGGGAGAAUGCCAACCUGCAGAAUUAUCAGGCAUAUCGCAAAGAAUCAGGUGACUUCUAUUACCUAAGUAGCAAAGAAGGAGCCCCUUCUGGGAGCCAGACACCACAGCGUCGGCCAGCUGGACCUGUCCAGAGUUAUGGUCCUCCACAAGGAAACAGUAGCGGCAGCAGUAGUAGCAGCACCACAGGGUUUGGAACCCACUAUGGUAGAGAAGUACAUCACAGCCAGUUUGCAGGCCAACAUCCAGCAUCAGGGACCCUGUCCCAGUAUUCACAAGAAUUUACAGGAUCUUUUUCUCCUUCUGGAGGCCAAUACCCAACACAUGUUUCCAGUCAACAGCUAAGACAUCAGAUUUAUCAGUCACAUCAACCUCUUUCACAAACUGGCAAUCCACCGGCAACUGCAGGCACUCCACAUCUGCAGCAGGUGCAACGCUCUGCAAAUAUCAGCUCUCCCACUGGAUAUCAGUUACGUAUGGGACAGUUUGGACAACACUACCAAACCUCUUCAAGUUCAUCUUCCAGCUCCUUCCCUAAUGCUCAAAGAUUUGGACAGUCUGGGGCAGGAUAUGAGGGUUAUAGUCCUGGAGGCACCAAUUCUCCAUAUGAGAGCCACAUUCCUGGGUCACAAUAUAGUACACAACAAGCGUAUAGCAGUUAUACCAGUCAACACUUAAAAGGUUUUGAGGCUUCUAAAGUGCCUCAGAGUGUAGGAGGACAACAGCAACAACCACCUCAUAUCAUGCAGUACUCAAACACCUCCAAAAUACCUUUACAAAGCCAAGGUGGCCAAUACACCCAGUCAGAGGUUCCUGUGCGAUCUCCUAUGCAGUUUCAGCAAAAUUUUAGUCCCAUUUCUAACCCAUCUCCAGCAGCUUCAGUAGUGCAAUCACCUAGCUGCAGUUCCACACCAUCACCUUUGAUGACCAGUGGGGAUAAUAUCCAGUGUAGUCAAGGCAGUGUUCCACUUUCAUCCAGAAACCGUAUAUUGCAAAUGAUGCCACAGCUGAGUCCUAAUCCCAAUGCAGGUGGAUUCAAAAGCUUUGGAGUAGAAGGAACCUCUGAUAAACGAUUGUCAGAUCCGGGUUUGAGCAGUCUUAGUGCUCUAAGUAGCCAAGUAGCCAAUUUGCCCAAUACAGUUCAGCACAUGCUUCUUUCUGAUGCCUUGGUACCUCACAAGAAGAGCAGCAAGCGAACAUCAAGGAAAACAGACAGCUGUGCCAACUCAGAAACUUCUUCCCAAGCUGAGGAGCAUCUAAAAUCUCCUUUGGCAGAGUCCUUGGAUGGCAGCUGCUCUAGUAGUUCUGGAGAUCCAGGUGAAAGAGUGAGGCAACUCAGCGGUCAAAGUACUAGCUCAGAAACUGGAUAUAAAGCACCAUCUGCAGAAAAACUACCUUCACCUGUUCAAGUGUGGCAAAAUGAGCCUCCAGCUAAAACACCAGUUCAAGAAAUGGAAAAUGAUCCUGAAACUACAGAGGAAUUUACAGACGUUUCUAAGCCUAACGAAAAGACUGUGGGUGUUAUAGUUUCUAUGGAAACAGUGGCAAAUAGAUCUGAAAAGACAGUUGAUGAUAUUCCAACUCCUCCAAAUGAUGAUGUUGAAACUGUAUCAGAGAAUGAGGUUCCUGAAAUAAGUAAAGAUGAAAAUGUUAGUGAUUGUACUACAAGCCAAAAUGGAGACCAGAACGUUGCUGAUUCUAAUGCACUAUCUAAUACACCAGCUGUUGGUCCACAAACAGAAGAUUCUAAAUCUCCUAUAGGGUCUGGAUACAACGUAAAGGAAGGAUCCACGGGAUCUCGAAAUGCUAGCAACUUGCCACAAAAUCUCAAAAACAUAGAUUCUGUAAGCUUUAGUGGGCAGUGUGAUCGUAAACCAGGUACAGGCAGAAGUGAAAAGUUCCCCAGUCUUUUGCAGGAGGUCUUACAAGGACACCAUCAGCAGGAGAGAAGAUAUGCAAGAAGUACACAAGAGCCUCCAGCAGUAACUACAAAUGCAGAAGUGUCCUUAAGGCCAAAUAUACUCAUGAGUCAAACAAAUGAGUUACCAAACCGCAGUAUCCUUGGCAAGACACUAGCUCCCCAGUUAGAAACUCCGCAUUGGGGCCCAUGGGAUAGAAAGUCAGCACCUGAUGUUAAACAGAUUAACCUGGCUGAUUAUCCUGUAACCAGAAAAUUUGAUGUGGAGCCAUCGGGAUCCUGUCAUGAAUCAGUGCCCUCUGAAAGAAGGUCUGUCAUCUGUGAUAUCUCACCACUGAGGCAACUAGUGAGAGACUCCACUACAGCUCACCAUGUUGGCACUGGUCAAGAGAGACCAGACGGUAGACCUGGGCAGUCUGUAAUUUUACCAAGUGGAAUAAUUUCUUUGGAUGCUAAAUCAAGCACCCAAGUUGGAACACCUAAAAUGGAAGAUCUUGAUACAUCAAAAAUGCACAGAAAACGAACUGGAGAUCACUGCCUGCCAUACAGCGCCAAAGAUUCUGCUAGGAGCAAAGAAUCUGCCAGUCCAAGAUCCAUGACCUAUGAUCCCAAUCAGGAAUAUAGCUCACAGAGCCGGGCCACGCACUCAAGAAGGGGAACUGGGAGAGUAGGGUCCCGAGGGAGGUCACCUGCACACUCUCAGGACCUGGGUGACAAACUUAAAUUGUCUCCAGGAAGAAGUAGAGGUCCAGCAGAUGUUCAUCAUGUAAAUCCAACAAUGAGUUUUUCAGAGAGAGCAAGCAGAGAAGCCUUCUACUCUGCUUUCUUCCAGAAUACAGAUAGCACUUCUAUUGGUUAUCAUACAAACUCCAGAUCAAGCGCUUAUGGGGAGCCUCACCCAGCCUUCACUUCUCCCCUGCACUACAAGAGACAAAUGUAUCCACAGGAGGAAUAUAAGGAGUGGCUUGGAAAUUCUGCACAAGCUAUCCUCUCUGCUUCUCAACAUCGUCAGGAAAUGCAGCGUAAAAGCCCUAGACAAGAGCCAUUUCAUGUACGUAGUCCUGGUAGGAGUGAGAAUGAAGGGAUAAAUUACAACCAGACUGGUUCAUAUCAUGAUCACAGUAACGUGGACUUUAAUCGUUCACUUCGUAUGGGUGAAGGAGGAACCAACAGUAUGGCAACAUUAGAUCUAAAGCGCAAUAGUCAAAAGGCUCCACAAGUUGAGAAUUCUAACUGGAACCUGACUCGACAAGCGUCACCAGUCAAGAAAAUUGGAUCACCUACAGGAGCAAGUCAAAAGCCUUUUAGUCCUAUUAGGGAAACUGAUUCUCACGGAUCCAGACCAGGAGAUUCUGCUGAUACAUCCAAAACUGGAUGUAAUACUCAUCGACCAUUAGGACCUGAUGAACAAUCACACCAAAAUCCUCUAAUUAUGAGGAGAAGAGUGCGUUCUUUUAUCUCCCCAAUUCCCAGCAAAAGGCAGUUGGCUGAUGAUAAAGGUCGUCCUCCUUCAUGUCCUUCAAAAGAAGCAUGUGACAAAACUGCUAUCACUCAUGUGUUCUCUUCAAGGGUGAAAGAGAGUGAGUUUUCUCCUGUGACUGAAGAGCUAGCCAAAAGCAGCACUGAAGAGAGGAGUCCACCAGCUGUGUCACUUUCAAGCCCAACAAAGAUCAAAAUCCUUCCUCCACGAAAAGGAAGAGGACUAAAAUUGGAAGCCAUAGUACAGAAGAUCACUUCACCGAAUGUUCGAAGGACUUCUGCUCCAAGUAGUGCAGAUUGUGCGGUUGAAUCUGUAACACUUGAUGAUAUUCUUUCACUUAAGAGCAAAUUUCCAGAAGGUGGAAGUGGAUCACUUCAGGAACCAAAUGAACGUUUAGAUGAAGUGAUUCUCGGUGUUCCCUGUACUGAAGACACAAAAGUCAAGUGUCUCUCUCCCAAGUCCAUUGAGGCUUGGAUUAUCCAGGAUGACAAAAAGAUUAAAAAAGAAACUGAUGACCAGCUCAUGGAAACCAAAGACUUUAUACAGUCUGGAGCACCAAUACCACAAGAUACAAACCAUUAUAUUGAGGAUAUAGGUUCAUCUCAACCUUUAGAACAGAAAUGUUCUCUGCCCUUAAUACAGCAGCAUGUCGUUCCAGAUCAGGAAAAUAUGGCUUCUAUGCCUUGUCCUGUAACCCCAAAACAAGAACUUACACCACCGAAAGGCUACUUCCCAUCUGGAAAAAAGAAAGGACGUCCCAUUGGUAGUGUUAAUAAGCAAAAAAAGCAGCAACAGCAACAGCAGCAGCAACAGCAACAACAACCAUUAUUACAAGAACUAGUCCCAGCAGCCCCUGCCACAUUGUCUUUGCCUUUGAGUUCUCCCUUGCAACCGCAGACUAUAUUGGAGCAGGGUGCAGAGGCAGAACCCAAACCGAAAAGGAGGAGAAGAGAAGGAAGGAAGCCUGCUGGCACACCAAGGAGAAGAAGGGGAAAGCAAUCAGCACCCAUAGUUGCUCCCAUAGAACCUGAGAUUAAGCUGAAAUAUGCCAGUCAAACAGUAGACAAAAGUGAAACUAAAGCAAAAUCAUUUUUCCCUUACAUUCAUGUGGAAAAUAAAGAAGAGCUAGGCUUGGCAUGUGUAAUUAUUAAUGCAGAAGAGGAGGAGCAGCGUUGGAAAAAACUGACCUCUACACGCAAGGGUCAAAGGGCAACAUCGCCACAACCCAGCAGUGAAAGCAAAGCACUCCCUGCCUCAAGUUUCAUGGUUCAAGGGCCAGCAGUUACAGAGUCUACAUCUAUGGGUCCUCUUGUUUGCUGCUUUUGUGGGAAGUGGGCUAACUACAGGAACCUUGGAGACUUGUUUGGUCCUUUCUAUACUCAAGAAUUUGCUUCAACCCUAUCAAAAAAUCCACCACCCAAAAAAACAUCAGAAAUUCCCAGCACAGUCAAGGUUCGGCACAAAGACACAUCAGAUGGUUCCAAGACGGAUUCUGAGGAAGAAGAGGAAGAGGAACCGCAACAGGCACGUGAACAACGAAGCUUAUCUGCUCACCCUCGCUAUAAAAGACGGAAUCGUUCAGGAGAUUGUGCUUCCUCCAGACUUUCACUACCUUCUUGUCGUAAGAUUUCUGACCCUUGUGAACUGACCUCUGUUGACUCUAGUGUUGCAGCCCCCACAGCAGAUGGACUCCCUGAGCAAGGGUUUCAGGUUCCCCAACUACCUCUCGACAGCAAUGAAUUCUGGAUGCACGAGGGGUGUGUCCUAUGGGCCAGUGGUGUCUACUUCGUUUGUGGCCGGUUAUACGGUUUACAGGAAGCUAUUGACAUUGCUAGAGAUAUGAAAUGUAGUCACUGCCAGGAGACUGGUGCCACCCUGGGCUGCUACAACAAGGGUUGUGCUUGCUGCUAUCAUUUUCCAUGUGCCAUGGAUUCAGAAUGUUUACUGAAUGAGGAGAACUUCUCUGUACGCUGUCCCAAGCACAAGACCAAGACAAUUAAGGGUGUGUCAGCAGAACAGCCUGAGCAGGGCUGAGGGCAUAGAUAUGUCCCACUGUUGAAAAUAAAAUUCAAGCACAGAUGAAGCUUUUAAGGUAAAGGGGAUCAUCACAAAGUAGUUCGGAGAAAACCUCUGCUCCAUUCUCUGUCUGAACAAUGACUUCUCUUGGGAUUCAUGUUAUUUAGAUUGAGUAUUUCUUUGAUGGACUUCACUCACUUCAGAUCAGUGAUCUUAGAGGACGAUGCCCUCAGUCUACAAAACAUCUACAUCCCCGAAUAAAAGAGAAAAUGUUUAAGAAAAUGGGGGAAGUAUUAAAAAUAAAUACAAAAAUAUAUAAAUAUAUAUAAAUAUAUUUUUAGUCUGAAGAGACAUUGAAAGGAAAGGCGCAAAAUCUCUUUUUAUGGUUGAGCUGAAAUCUCAUUAAAAAUUAAAUAAAACAAAACAACAUGUUAAAGAAGGAAAAAAAGACUUGAGAUGAUUUUAGAAGAUUAUUUUGUUCACUCUUGACCAUUGCUCAAUGUACUGUGGGACUUGUGGAACUGAAUGCGGAAAAGAAGCCUUUAUACACAGCCUGUGUAUAUCCUCUAGUGUUCUAUCGUGUGACAAAACUUCUGACCUGCAUAAGUUGCAAAAUUUAACUGCAUUUCAUGUAAACUCUUAUUACAUAAAACAAUCUGGUUGGAGCCUCAUAUGCAAAUCUAUGAAGUGCAGUUGGACACAAGUAUUGUUUCUUUUUUGCUUCACAGCUGUACAUUGAUAUUUUUUUUUCUACAAUGGGAAAUGACUGAAUCAAGACUGUUUUAAUAGCUGAAAUGUAUUGUAAAGACGUUGGUCAAAAGAGGACAUUUCUUCGUUUUUUUUUUUCUUCUAUUUUUUUGUUUUUAAAGUUAAAUAAACCUUUUAAUGGCUAUAUAUUUUAUUUUAAUAUUUCUUGUACCUUAGUCCACACGAACAAAUAAUUGAGCGAGGGGCAGUGAGGGUGCCUUUCCUUGCGCAUUUCACUUCAACCAUAAAAAAAUUAAAGUUUGGUGGUUCACAAGG
Pelobates fuscus (common spadefoot toad) is the source of this 6903-nucleotide messenger RNA. It is a transcript of the gene TCF20, whose product is annotated as transcription factor 20. The record is from RefSeq and is a predicted model, not a curated record. The transcript has 6 exons. NCBI's taxonomy places the organism in Eukaryota, Metazoa, Chordata, Amphibia, Anura, Pelobatidae. Bases 295 to 5898 code for a protein of 1867 amino acids. Gene Ontology annotation, cellular component: nucleus. Gene Ontology annotation, biological process: regulation of transcription by RNA polymerase II.